This is a messenger RNA of Vicia faba (fava bean), 930 nucleotides long. The record is from the annotation of a GenBank genome assembly. Lineage: Eukaryota; Viridiplantae; Streptophyta; Magnoliopsida; Fabales; Fabaceae.
AUGGAGAAAUACCAUUGUGUUACUGUCAUUAAUCUUUUAAACAACAACUUAACUGGAAGGAUUCCUCCAAGCCUUGCAAAUUGCUCUAUUCUGGAUGUACUAGACCUUGGGAAUAAUAGUCUGUUUGGGACAAUUCCAGAUUCCUUGGGCCAGUUUCAACUACUCAGAUCAUUACACCUUAAUGACAAUCACUUUUCGGGGGAUUUGUCAUCAUCUUUAAGAAAUUUGUCAGUGUUAAAAACUAAGGAUCUUGGAAACAAUGAAUUGUCUGGCUUGUCGCAAGUCCUCGACCUUUCGAGAAAUGACUUGACUGGAAGCAUUCCAGCAAGGUUGGGUGAUCUGAAAGCUAUAGUCCAAGCCAAGAAGAAAAAUAAAUACUUACUGUAUGGAGAUUAUGAAGGUCACUACUAUGAAGAAAGUUUGAAUGUGUAUAUAAAAGACCAAAGACUAAAGUAUACCAAGACACUUUCCCUUGUUACUGGCAUAGACCUUUCUGAUAAUAACUUGACAGGAAAUAUUCCCAAUGAAAUUACAAAACUAUCUGGUUUGAUGGUUAUCAACUUGUCAAGAAACCAUAUAACCUACCAAAUUCCAGAAACCAUAUCAAAUUUGCGUCAACUAUCAUAUCUUGAUCUGUCGAGCAAUCAAUUUUCUGGCACAAUUCCUUUAAGUUUGCCUUCCUUGACAUUUUUGGGAAGCCUAAACUUGUCCGACAACAACCUCAUGGGUGCUAUUCCUUACACAGGUAGUGUUGGUUUGGGGUUUGCAACCGGUAUUUUGGCUCCAUAUUUUACUUUAGCCAUGAAGAGAUCAUGGAGUGAUGCCUAUUUUUACUUUCUGGAUCAAGUUAUAAACAAGUUCUUAUUGAGGCUCCCACAACCACAAGGUAUAAAUAAUGGCCAAAAGAGGAAGAGUCAUCAUAGGCAGUAG